Messenger RNA from Eruca vesicaria subsp. sativa (arugula), 615 nucleotides. Lineage: Eukaryota; Viridiplantae; Streptophyta; Magnoliopsida; Brassicales; Brassicaceae. The record is from the annotation of a GenBank genome assembly.
AUGACUAAGCUUCAACAAUCUCAAGUUGAGCAUCAGUUAAGAAGAGAAGUUGAGAUUCAGUGGCAUCUUAGUAACCCCAAUAUAUUCUGGCUCUAUGGUUACUUCUAUGACCAUUAUGCUGCUAGAGGCAAGCUUUACAAGGAGCUUCAGAAAUGCAAAUACUUCAGCGAGAGACGAGCUGCUACUUAUGUUGCAUCAUUGGUGAGGGCUCUCAUCUAUUGCCAUGGCAAGCAUGUGAUACAAAGAAAUAUCAAAACAGAAAAUCUGUUAAUCGAUGCUCAGGGUGAGCUCAAGAUUGCAGACUUUGGUUGGUCAGUGCACACAUUUAACACAUUCCUCCUGAGAUGGGUAAAAUAUCUGGGGCCUAGGGAUUCUCCUUACGAGUUCCUUUAUGGUGUGCCUCCUUUUGAAGCCAUAGAGCACUCAGACACAUACAGAAGGAUUGUGCAAGUCGACCUCAAGUUUCCUCCUAAACCAGUUGUCUCUGCAUCUGAAAAGGAUCUAAUCAACCAGAUGCUUGUGAAGGAGUCAGCACAACGUCUGCCAUUGCACAAACUUCUCGAGCACCCGUGGAUUGUGCAGAACGCUGAUCCUUCUGGAAUCUACAGAGUUUGA